Molecule: messenger RNA, 486 nt
Organism: Rasamsonia emersonii CBS 393.64
Lineage: Eukaryota; Fungi; Ascomycota; Eurotiomycetes; Eurotiales; Trichocomaceae
Exons: 3
Coding region: 1-486 (161 amino acids)
Source: RefSeq, a predicted model, not a curated record
AUGCGCGAAAUUAAGCGCGACGAAUCGCUCGACAGUCUCUCCACCCGCGUUCAAGUCCGUUUCAUGGAGUCGAUGACCGAAGAAGAUGAAGUUCUGGUUCGAUCGGUGCACCCAGCCCUCCAAGCUCGCGAAACGGUCUAUGUCCAUGAACAUGACGGCCGACUGGUCUGGGUGGUGCCGACCAGCAACGCUUACGACGUCCUUGAUACACACGCAGCCGGUCGAGAAAUCCUUCGUUCGCCACUCUUCGAAAUGCAGCCUAGGCAGACAGGGGCGCCAAUCCGCGAGGAUCCAUUUCCCCAGCCCAUCAACUGCCGUAGUGUCCUCGCCCCAGAGGUCGUCUAUCGGAUUCUGGCGUUCUUCCCGGGUUCUGUGGGCAUGUGGAAAUUGCCCGAGGGCUGUGUUCUACUGCAAGGGAGAAGGCACUGGAAAGAGCUAGCUGUCUAUGCAGCAAGUAUGGAGGGUGCAACCUGGAUUAAGCAUUAG